Beta vulgaris subsp. vulgaris (sugar beet) is the source of this 1200-nucleotide messenger RNA. RefSeq lists its product as uncharacterized. The record is from RefSeq and is a predicted model, not a curated record. The transcript has 2 exons. NCBI's taxonomy places the organism in Eukaryota, Viridiplantae, Streptophyta, Magnoliopsida, Caryophyllales, Amaranthaceae. Bases 1 to 1200 code for a protein of 399 amino acids. Gene Ontology annotation, molecular function: catalytic activity.
AUGGUAGCUUGGAAUGUCAGAGGUCUAAAUGACCCUAUUAAAAUAAAAGAAACUAGGGUGUUUCUGCAGCAGCAUGGUGUGGAUUUUUGUGCUCUUUUUGAGACUAGAGUGAGGGACCAUAAAGCUUCAAAUGUCCAGAAGAAGCUUGGUAAUAUUUGGAGCUGGGAGGAUAAAUAUGGUUUCUCUCCUAGAGGUAGGAUUUGGAUUGGCUGGAAGCCAGGUGUGGUAUCAGUUAAUGUAGUUAGGAAGACUGAACAAUGUGUAAUGGUGCAGGUUGCAAGUUUGGAGCAGAAUCAUGUUUUCUCUCUUAUUGUAGUGUAUGGCUUACAUACAAUUGCAGAUAGAAGACAGUUAUGGGUGGAUUUGAGGGAGAUGGUGGAUAAUGUUGAUUUUCCCUAUCUUAUAAUAGGUGAUUUUAAUGCAGUUUCUCGGGCUUCUGAUAGAAUUAAUGGGACCCUUGUAAGUGAAGCUGAAACAGUGGAUUUUUCAGAUUUUCUUAUGGAGGUAGGUGUUCUAGAAGCCCCUUGUUCAGGAGCUUACUACUCAUGGAAUAAUAAAGGCACUGUGAGAGAGGCUUGGGAGUCUACAGGAGACACUCGUAAACUUAAGAGUGUUUGGAAGAAAUUAAAGGCUGUAAAAGAGGCCUUGAAAAGACUUCAUAGCACACAUUACUCACAGGCUCAUCUAAAAGUAGAGGAGUUUAGAACUCAGCUUGAAAAUGUGCAAACAAGAAUGGCUAGCAGUGGUGAUGUGGAGCUUCAUCAGGAGGAGGAGGAGGAUCUGGUGAAUAAGCUGAGACAUUGGUCAGCUAUUGAAGAUAGUAUAUUGAGACAAAAAGCUAGAAUUAGAUGGCUUACUAUGGCUGAUGCUAAUACAAGAUUCUUCUUUAAUGCUAUUAAAGUAAGAAAAGCUAGGAAUAACAUCACUAUGUUACAGACUGCAACUGGAGAAUUGGUGAAUACAAGGGAUAUGAUUCAGGCUGAAAUUGUUGGUUUCUAUACCAAGCUCAUGGGCACUAGAGCUGAGUCCCUGCCUAGUAUUGAUCUGUACACAAUUAGAACUGGUAGGCAGUUGAGCUAUGAUGCUAGAACUAUGCUUAGUCAGUCAGUGACUCAUGCUGAAAUUGAUCAAGCUCUCUUCACCAUUGAUGAUAAUAAAGCACCUGGACUUGAUAGAUUUAAUGCUUUAUUUAUUUUUUAA